This is a messenger RNA of Gastrolobium bilobum, 1405 nucleotides long. RefSeq lists its product as uncharacterized. Lineage: Eukaryota; Viridiplantae; Streptophyta; Magnoliopsida; Fabales; Fabaceae. The transcript is spliced from 2 exons. The record is from RefSeq and is a predicted model, not a curated record. Gene Ontology annotation, molecular function: nucleotide binding. The coding region runs from base 82 to 1158 and encodes 358 amino acids.
UCCACUCUCCACUCUACACUGCAUCAACUGCAAAACGUUUCGUUUUUCCUUCUUCCUUAUCAUUGCUAAACUCGCUGCGAAAUGGCCGAGUCAACUGUAAUCCGAUUCGGAGUGAUAGGGUGCGCCGACAUAGCUCGCAAGGUCUCACGCGCCAUCGCGCUUUCUCCCAACGCGACGCUGCACGCUGUCGGUAGCCGCUCACUCGAAAAGGCUCGAAGCUUCGUGGCGGCAAACGGUGGCGCCAUCGCGUACGGCUCAUACGAGGCCGUCCUCGACGACCCCGACGUCGACGCCGUCUACGUGCCGCUACCGACGAGCCUGCACGUGCGAUGGGCCGUGCUCGCCGCUCGCAAGAAGAAGCACGUGCUGCUGGAGAAGCCCGUGGCUCUUAACGCCAAAGAGUUUGAUGAGAUAAUUGAGGCGUGCGAAUCCAGUGGGGUGCAGCUCAUGGACGGUACCAUGUGGAUGCACAAUCCCAGGACCGCUUCAAUGAAGGAGUUCCUCUCCGAUGCGAACCGUUUUGGCCAGCUCAAAUCGAUUCACACUUGUUUUACAUUUUCUACUAAUGCUGAUUUCCUCGAGAAUGACAUUCGUGUGAAGCCUGAUCUUGAUGCUCUUGGCGCUCUGGGUGAUGAAGGGUGGUAUUGUCUCAGGGCAAUUCUGUGGGCAGCAAACUAUGAAUUACCUAAAACUGUAAUAGCAUCGCGCGAGCCUGAGCUUAAUAAAGCUGGUGUGGUAAUGUCUUGUGGGGCUUCUUUAUACUGGGAAGAUGGGAAAGUAGCUACCUUCUAUUGCUCCUUCUUGUCAAACUUGACAAUGGAUAUAACUGCUGUUGGGACAAAAGGAACUCUACAUGUUCAUGACUUUAUUAUCCCUUAUGAAGAGAAGGAGGCUUCAUUUUAUGCAGCUUCAGAAUCAGGCUUUGAUGAACUUGUGACAAAGUGGGCUUCACAGCCAAGUAAGCAUACAAUAAACACUGAUCUCCCUCAGGAGGCUCUUAUGGUAAGAGAAUUUGCCCGUUUGGUGGCUGAAAUUAAAUUCAACCACUCGAAACCUGAGAAGAAGUGGCCAGCAGUUAGUAGGAAAACACAACUUGUAUUGGAUGCUGUGAAGGCUUCAAUUGAGAGGGGUUUUGAACCUGUUCAGAUUCAGGAGUGAAGGUGUGUAUGUACUGUAUUUGUACCUUGUUGAAUUGAGAUCUUUGUUCCUUUAGUUCAUCACAACAAAAAACUGUUCUGUUAUCCAAAAAAAAAAACUGUUCUUAUUUGUCUGAGUGCCCUGUACUGGGGGAAACACAAUGAACUUAUUGUUUUCAUCCUUCAAGGAAACUUUUUUCUGUACACUUUCAUCACUGGUGACAGUAUUAGCUUUUUAAGUUAAGUAUGUAUUGAUCUCCCUCAGCAUA